This is a messenger RNA of Sesamum indicum (sesame), 1825 nucleotides long. The record is from RefSeq and is a predicted model, not a curated record. NCBI's taxonomy places the organism in Eukaryota, Viridiplantae, Streptophyta, Magnoliopsida, Lamiales, Pedaliaceae.
CAGGCUGUGCUAUGGCGGCCCACAUCUUUAAGAAAAUCCGCCCGGCCGGCGCCACCGCCGUCCUCCGCCGCACUAAAACCACCUCAGCCCAAUAUGUGGACUCAAGAUUCCGGGACCCUACAUUCGAAAAGUUGAUGGAGAAAUACAAAAAUCUGCUAAAAGUCAUAUCCAUACAAGACCUCAUCCUCGCCUCAAACUCCACUCCACCUUCCGUCUCCCUCGACUUUCUCCACCACGUCUCCCAGAGGCUCCACCUGAACCGCGGCCCCACCGCCUUCCUCCGCAAGUAUCCCCACAUAUUCCACAUUUUCAAUCACCCCGUCAAGCUCCAACCCUUCUGCACCCUCACCCCGGCCGCCCUCAAAAUCGUCCGCCAAGAAUCCAUGGCUAUAGAUAACUCGCUGCCACUUGUAGUAACCCGAUUGGUCAAGCUUCUAUCGAUGUCCGUCUCCAAGAAGUUGCCGCUUCGAGCCAUUUUCAAGGUCUGGAGAGAAUUGGGACUGCCAGAUAACUUCGAGGACUAUGUUAUUUCAAGCAAUUCUGACAUUUUCUUGCUUCAAGAUGGAAAUGAACCCAAUACUCAUUUUUUGGUGCUCAAUGAUGGUGAAGCAUUUAAGGAUUGUUUGAUUCAUGCGGUUGAGAAUUGGAGGAUCGUGGAGUGUUGUAAGGAGGAUUGCAGUGUGGAUAGGACCGACCUCAGGUAUAGCUUUAAGCAGGGGUUUCCACCGGGGAUGCGAUUAAAGAAGAAUUUCAAGGCGAAAGUUAAGGAAUGGCAGAGAUUGCCAUAUGUUGGACCGUAUGAGGAGCUGGGGGUGGAGGAAAUGAGGAGGACUAAGAGUAGGAUGAUGAGAAUGGAGAAAAGGGCAGUGGGGAUUGUCCAUGAGUUUUUGAGCUUGACUGUGGAGAAGAUGGUGGAGGUGGAGAAGAUUAGUCAUUUUAGGAAGUGGUUUGGAAUUGAUUUGAAUGUGAGGGAUUUGUUCUUGGACCAUCCAGGGAUGUUUUAUCUGUCAACCAAAGGAAAGAAGCACACAGUGUUUUUGAGGGAGGCAUAUGAGAGAGGAUGCUUGAUCGAGUCAAAUCCGAUUUAUGAGGCUCGGAGGAAGCUUCUUGAUCUUGUUCUUCUGGGCUGUCGUGGGUUGGGAAGAGGUGAUGAUAACUCCAAUAGUGUGGAUCAGAGUGAAGAAAAUGAAGUGGAAGAGAUGUACAAAGAUUGAGGUGUAUUGUCGGGUUAAGCUCUUCCUCACUGUGGCGUUGCAAAGUUGGGAGGUAGAAUUAAGUUGAGGUUCGCUGAUCUUAGCUGGAAAGUACAUUAUGCACAAUGCAACAUGUAUUGGAAUGAAUGCUUCUGGUGUUGUUUGCUGGUUAUGAAUCAUCCGUAGCUUAAACAUUCAAGUGGAGAGUUCACACAAGAUGAUUGAUGUUGUCGCUAGAAAUUGCACAGACGGAAUAGCAUAUGAUGACAAGAGAUGAAGACUUGAAAAUUGACAAAUUAAGUUAUUCGAAACUCAGAGUAAAAGAUUUUGUCUUCAUUUUGUAAGUGCUUGAGUGGCUUGAUGAUGUAGUCAAAUAUUCGUGUUUUCUUUGUACACAAGAGGACAUAUUCAUGUUUUCCUUGAUGUGAAUAAAUUUGCAUUUUGAUACACUUAUAUUUCUUCCUCUGGACCUAAUCUUUUAGGCAAAUGGAUAUACAUUGAAGUGAUGAGUAAAGGACUUAAUUUCUUUAAUUACGCAAAGUAGUAACAGAGUUAUAGUAGAUUAAGUUGUUCAAUGUGAUAAGCUUUUCUCAAGACUGUUUCUUUACUUCAAUGCUCUUUCUUCUCAUGGU